AUGUCAAAAUGGGUGCUUCUGGCGGACCUCAUCAUUGGCAGGGAUGUCUUUCUCAUCGAAAGGCUGGCGUCAGGACCUGAAGCUUCAUCCGAGCCUCUUUCCGCCUUAGCGGGGAAGCUGCCGAGAGACACCUUCAGCCGUCAUCAGGCGUGUCCCUCACUAUAUCCUCUAGAGGCCAUCCUAGAAAUGGACAUCUUCAUAUCACGGAAGCGACGACCGCAUUCCGGCUUGCAAGCAGAGCCAGGCGCACGUAUCGCAGCUAAAACCGCCAUAGAGGAGGAAUCUACCGACUUCAAGUUAGCGCUGCUAGCAUCGCUUCACCCGACUCUUGACGACGAGACAUUGCUUGAAGUUCUGCUAGCCUCGCAAGGGUCAGUCGAGAAUGCUUCCCAAGCACUGAACCAUUCCUACACUACUUCCCCGAGAAAAAGGCCUGCCACCCCCCGAGUUGGUUACCAGUCUUCGCUCGCAUCCUUCUGCAUCACCCUGCCCCAGAGGACCGGCCUCGCAAAGAGACCUUUGACAAAGAGAGGAAAAACAUUAUUCCUGUAUACACCAGAGGACAUCGAGGCCCACACACCAUGUUCGAUCAUCCACAACUUCCUGCCCGCCGAACAGGCCGACGCCUUGCUGGUGGAAUUACUCGAGGAAUCUCCCACCUACUCCAAGCUGGAGUUUAAGCUGUUUGAUAGAGUUGUCAAAAGCCCCCACACAUUCUGUUUCUAUGUUGACAGUUGGGACGAGGCAGAGAGGCAGAAGACUGAGUACAUCUACGACGGCCGAAAGGUCGAUGACGUCCGCCGCACCCUCCCUGAAAUGCGAAAGGCUUCAAAGUCCGUCGAAGAGGCCGUGAAUAGUGAGAUCCAGCGUAGGAUCCGGGACUUUUAUCCAGAUGGGAAGAAACUCAAGUACCAAUCACCAAAUGUCUGGAAACCCAACACCGCUUUUGUGAACUGCUAUGAUGGACCGAAGGAGUGCGUAGGCUACCACUCUGACCAGCUUACCUAUCUCGGUCCCCGCGCAGUCAUCGGCAGUUUGAGUCUAGGCGUAGCUCGUGAGUUUCGAGUACGCAAGAUUCAUGUUGAAGACAGUGAUCUCCGCAAAGAUGAUAGUUCUCUCGCCGAUGCCCAAGGGCAGAUAUCGAUUCAUCUCCCGCACAACUCACUGCUUAUCAUGCACGCAGAGAUGCAGGAGGAGUGGAAGCAUUCAAUAGCUCCAGCUCAGGCGAUAGAUCCACAUCCUCUGGCGAAGAACAAAAGACUGAACAUCACUUAUCGGUGCUACAAACAAAAUCUCCACCCAAACUACACGCCGAAGUGUAAAUGCGGAGUACCCACUGUACUGAGAUGUGUGACGCGGAAGAAAGAGAACAGAGGUAGGUACAUGUGGAUGUGUCAUACAAAUUAUAUUCCUGAGCAGGAUGGGUGUUCGUUUUUCCAAUGGGCGGUAUUUGACGACGACGGCGAGCCCUCAUGGGCAACCAAUUUAAGGACCAAUGCAAAGAAUGGAGAAAAAAUGGAAGGAAAUCCAGAAUUGACAAGAACAAGCUCCGACGACAAUCGAAACUGA
Molecule: messenger RNA, 1569 nt
Organism: Lindgomyces ingoldianus
Lineage: Eukaryota; Fungi; Ascomycota; Dothideomycetes; Pleosporales; Lindgomycetaceae
Product: GRF zinc finger domain-containing protein
Exons: 3
Coding region: 1-1569 (522 amino acids)
Biological process (GO): DNA repair; DNA alkylation repair
Cellular component (GO): nucleus
Molecular function (GO): dioxygenase activity; zinc ion binding
Source: RefSeq, a predicted model, not a curated record